This is a messenger RNA of Gadus macrocephalus (Pacific cod), 5770 nucleotides long. RefSeq lists its product as uncharacterized. NCBI's taxonomy places the organism in Eukaryota, Metazoa, Chordata, Actinopteri, Gadiformes, Gadidae. Bases 62 to 5392 code for a protein of 1776 amino acids. The transcript is spliced from 15 exons. The record is from RefSeq and is a predicted model, not a curated record. Gene Ontology annotation, molecular function: protein binding. Gene Ontology annotation, cellular component: membrane.
CAGUUGCAUUAUUUGGCUGGAGUCCAUUACCUGCAGAUUAUAACGUAUCUCAGUCGUCAACAUGCAGAAGCACGGAGCCAUGCUGUCUGCUUUGUGGAUUUUGGUUCUCCAUGUUUCUCCUCUCGGAUCCAUGAAAUUGACCCUUUUCAAAAGCCCGAGGGGGUCGCCAGAGGAUGGGGAUAUACGGUUGGCGGGUGCGGAGACCCACUCUCAGGGCCGGGUGGAGGUCUACCUUCACGGGGAAUGGGGAACCGUGUGUCACAACGGCUGGGAUCUGCCGGACGCGCAGGUGGUGUGUCGUCAGCUCCACUUCAAAGGAGCCGUAUCUGCCGUCGCUGGAGGGUCGUUUGGCGAAGGAUCCGGAGAGAUUUGGCUUGACCAGACGAAGUGUGUUGGCACAGAGAACUCUCUUUCUAACUGUUCCUACAAUGGAUGGGGAAUAAGUGAUUGCACACACAAGCAAGAUGCGGGAGUUAUUUGUGUAGCAGGCACUAGUGAGAACUAUGUGGACCAUAGUCUUGAAUUGUCUGAGGAUCUUGGGCAACUCUUUGACAGCGAGGAGGGCUGCGACUUCCUGAUCCACGGACAAACUUACACCGGCCUUAAACGAUACGAUGGGGAGAUGGUGAACACAACAGUGUGCGCACACAGGAUGAUCCUCUCACGUUUCCCUGGCUUCAACGCCUCUACUGAUGUUGACGAAAUAUCAAUUAAUCUCACCCAGACGUGCCGUCCUCAUCUACCCAGUUUGAUCAGGUACGUUUACACGCGGAGACUGGAAGUAACCACGACUACAGCCGAGUGUAUCCACCAGUUGGCGUCACGCUUUGGAAUGAGGAGGUUGAUGGAGGACGCCGGGCGCCUCUUCACCAAGCUUCUCCCUGAGGACCCCUCCUUCCUCACCCAGGUCUCCUUCUACGAGUACUCGGUGGGAGCAGGCGACCGGGUGCUGCAGGAGAACUGUCUCCAGUACAUGGCGUGGAACUUCCAGAAGCUCAGCACCUCCAAGGCCUGGAGCUCUGUGUCAGCAGAACUGCUGCAGGCCCUUCUGUCCCGCUCUGACCUGGUGGUGCCGGGCGAGACCUUCGUCCUGGCAGCGCUGGAGGACUGGGUCUCCCAGGUGAACCGGACGACCAAUGAGGAGCAGCAGGCCGUCUUGUUGGCCCGUGUGCGCUUCCCUAUGAUCCCCGCCAAGGAGCUCUUCGAGGUACGGUUCACCUCCGCCCUCUACUCCGCCCAUCAGACUCUGUAUCAGGAGAAGCUUCUGAAAGGGUUCGAAGCGCACUCGCUGCCCUUCGGCACUCUGAAGAACAGCUCCACUUUCCAGAGAAACGACCAGGAUUACCAGCCCAGGAUCUACACUGGCCCGCCGUGGAGCGUUACGUUUAACCAAAGCAUAGAAACCGUCCGGCGCCAGAUCAACAACCAGUACAACCAUCGAGAUAGACAUCGAGGCUGGCAGUCGCAGUAUAACUACCCGCAGUAUGACUACACGCAGGUGCCGAGAACAAGUCAAACUCACAGCACACCUGUCCAUAUCAGCGCUCUCUUCGCGGACAAAAUGGUUAACUGGCAGCUGAACCUCUUCAAAAAGCAAAGCGACUGUUCCAACAGUGGUGUGCGGUGUGAUUCACUGCCUGCGGCCAGAAUGAGUAUGUCCACGUCCAACUUCCAGUACCAGGGCAGCAUCCGCUACAGCAACCGGCUGCUGUUAAGCUGCCAUGGAAGAUUCAUUUUCCACAUUAUGGACUUCAAGGGUACAUUUGCUUAUGUGCCCACUGGCGAGAAUGUAACGUACCCCUGCGCCGAUGAAGAGUAUAUCUACCACUUUGUGGUGAGGCCCGAAUACAUCAGGCCCCCAGAAAGCCUGAUGGGGUCGCCAGAGGAUGGGGAUAUACGGUUGGCGGGUGCGAAGACCCACUCUCAGGGCCGGGUGGAGGUCUACCUUCACAGGGAAUGGGGAACCGUGUGUCACAACGGCUGGGAUCUGCCCGACGCGCAGGUGGUGUGUCGUCAGCUGCACUUCACAGGAGCCGUAUCUGCCGUCGCUGGAGGGACGUUUGGCGAAGGAUCCGGACAGAUUUGGCUUGACCGGACGAAGUGUGUUGGCACAGAGAACUCUCUUUCCAACUGUUCCUACAAUGGAUGGGGAAUAAGGGAUUGCACACACAAGCAAGAUGCUGGAGUUAUUUGUGUAGCAGGCACUAGUGAGAACUAUGUGGACCAUAGUCUUGAUCUGUCUGGGGAUCUUGGGCAACUCUUUGACAGCGAGGAGGGCUGUGACUUCCUGAUCCACGGACAAACUUACACCGGCCUUGAACGAUACGAUGGGGAGAUGGUGAACACAACAGUGUGCGCACACAGGAUGAUCCUCUCACGUUUCCCUGGCUUCAAAGCCUCUACUGAUAUCAACGAAAUAUCAAUUAAUCUCACCCAGACGUGCCGUCCUCAUCUACCCAAUUUGAUCAGGUACGUUUACACGCGGAGACUGGAAGUAACCACGACUACAGCCGAGUGUAUCCACCAGUUGGCGUCGCGCUUUGGAAUGAGGAGGUUGAUGGAGGACGCCGGGCGCCUCUUCACCAAGCUUCUCCCUGAGGACCCCUCCUUCCUCAUCCAGGUCUCCUUCUACGAGUACUCGGUGGGAGCAGGCGACCGGGUGCUGCAGGAGAACUGUCUCCAGUACAUGGCGUGGAACUUCCAGAAGCUCAGCACCUCCAAGGCCUGGAGCUCUGUGUCAGCAGAACUGCUGCAGGCCCUUCUGUCCCGCUCUGACCUGGUGGUGCCGGGCGAGACCUUCGUCCUGGCAGCGCUGGAGGACUGGGUCUCCCAGGUGAACCGGACGACCAAUGAGGAGCAGCAGGCCGUCUUGUUGGCCCGUGUGCGCUUCCCUAUGAUCCCCGCCAAGGAGCUCUUCGAGGUACGGUUCACCUCCGCCCUCUACUCCGCCCAUCAGACUCUGUAUCACGAGAAGCUUCUGAAAGGGUUCGAAGCGCACUCGCUGCCCUUCGGCACUCUGAAGAACAGCUCCACUUUCCAGAGAAACGACCAGGAUUACCAGCCCAGGAUCUACACUGGCCCGCCGUGGAGCGUUACGUUUAACCAAAGCAUAGAAACCGUCCGGCGCCAGAUCAACAACCAGUACAACCAUCGAGAUAGACAUCGAGGCUGGCAGUCGCAGUAUAACUACCCGCAGUAUGACUACACGCAGGUGCCGAGAACAAGUCAAACUCACAGCACACCUGUCCAUAUCAGCGCUCUCUUCGCGGACAAAAUGGUUAACUGGCAGCUGAACCUCUUCAAAAAGCAAAGCGACUGUUCCAACAGUGGUGUGCGGUGUGAUUCACUGCCUGCGGCCAGAAUGAGUAUGUCCACGUCCAACUUCCAGUACCAGGGCAGCAUCCGCUACAGCAACCGGCUGCUGUUAAGCUGCCAUGGAAGAUUCAUUUUCCACAUUAUGGACUUCAAGGGUACAUUUGCUUAUGUGCCCACUGGCGAGAAUGUAACGUACCCCUGCGCCGAUGAAGAGUAUAUCUACCACUUUGUGGUGAGGCCCGAAUACAUCUGUUGCACAGUUUGGCUGGGUUCAAUAACCUGCAGGUUAGAACAUCCCUCAGUCGCCAACAUGCAGAAGCACGGAGCCAUGCUGUCUGCUUUGUGGAUUUUGCUUCUCCAUGUUUCUCCUCUCGGAUCCAUGAAAUUUAACCUUUUCAAAAGCCAGAUGCGGUCGCCAAAGGUUGGUGAUAUACGGUUGGCGGGUGCGAAGACCCACUCUCAGGGCCGGGUGGAGGUCUACCUUCACGGGGAAUGGGGAACCGUGUGUCACAACGGCUGGGAUCUGCCCGACGCGCAGGUGGUGUGUCGUCAGCUGCACUUCAAAGGAGCCGUAUCUGCCGUCGCUGGAGGGACGUUUGGCGAAGGAUCCGGACAGAUUUGGCUUGACCGGACGAAGUGUGUUGGCACAGAGAACUCUCUUUCCAACUGUUCCUACAACGGAUGGGGAAUAAGGGAUUGCACACACAAGCAAGAUGCUGGAGUUAUUUGUGUAGCAGGCACUAGUGAGAACUAUGUGGACCAUAGUCUUGAUCUGUCUGAGGAUCUUGGGCAACUCUUUGACAGCGAGGAGGGCUGCGACUUCCUUAUCCAAGGACAAACUUACACCGGCCUUGAACGAUACGAUGGGGCGAUGGUGAACACAACAGUGUGCGCACACAGGAUGAUCCUCUCACGUUUCCCUGGCUUCAAAGCCUCUACUGAUGUCGACCAAAUAUCAAUUAAUCUCACCCAGAAUUGCCGUCCUCAUCUACCCAGUUUGAUCAGGUACGUUUACACGCGGAGACUGGAAGUAACCACGACUACAGCCGAGUGUUUCCACCAGUUGGCGUCGCACUUUGGAAUGAGGAGGUUGAUGGAGGACGCCGGGCGCCUCUUCACCAAGCUUCUCCCUGAGGACCCCUCCUUCCUCACCCAGGUCUCCUUCUACGAGUACUCGGUGGGAGCAGGCGACCGGGUGCUGCAGGAGAACUGUCUCCAGUACAUGGCGUGGAACUUCCAGAAGCUCAGCACCUCCAAGGCCUGGAGCUCUGUGUCAGCAGAACUGCUGCAGGCCCUUUUGUCCCGCUCUGACCUGGUGGUGCCGGGUGAGACCUUUGUCCUGGCAGCGCUGGAGGACUGGGUCUCCCAGGUGAACCGGACGACCAGUGUGGAGCAGCAGGCCUUGUUGGCCCACGUGCGCUUCCCUAUGAUCCCCGCCAAGGAGCUCUUCGAGGUACGCUUCACCUCCGCCCUCUACUCCGCCCAUCAGACUCUGUAUCAGGAGAAGCUUCUGAAAGGGUUCGAAGCGCACUCGCUGCCCUUCGGCACUCUGAAGAACAGCUCCACUUUCCAGAGAAACGACCAGGAUUACCAGCCCAGGAUCUACACUGGCCCGCCGUGGAGCGUUACGUUUAACCGAAGCAUAGAAACCGUCCGGCGCCAGAUCAACAACCAGUACAACCAUCGAGGCAGUUAUAGAGGCAGUUAUUACAACACGCCGAUGCCGAGAACAAGUCAAACUCAAAGCACACCUGUCCACAUCAGCGCUCUCUUCGCGGACAAAAUGGUUGACUGGCAGCUGAACCUCUUCAAAGAGCAAAGCGACUGUUCCAACCGUGGUGUGCGGUGUGAUUCACUGCCUGCGGCCAGAAUGAGAAUGUCCACGUCCAACUUCCAGUACCAGGGCAGCAUCCGCUACAGCAACCGGCUGCUGUUAAGCUGCCAAGGAAGAUUCAUUUUCCACAUUAUGGACUUCAAGGGUACAUUUGCUUAUGUGCCCACUGGCGAGAAUGUAACGUACCCCUGCGCCGAUGAAGAGUAUAUCUACCACUUUGUGGUGAGGCCCGAAUACAUCUGAGCCCACCGCCUCUCGGUGGUGGUGAUGCUGGUAGGGGUGGUGGGGGUGGUGGGGUCGGUGGUGGUGGUGGUGGGGGUGGUGGUGGGGUCGGUGGUGGUGGUGGGAGUGUUGGUGUUGGUGUUGGUAGGAUGGGGGUGGAUGUAAGAUUUGUGAUGGGCAGCCAUAGUUGUGUUUACAUGCAAUAGCCUUUAUGUUUGCUGCCUUUGAGAGGCGGUGACGGAUCCCGGUGUCCCUCUUGUCUCCUCUGAACCUUGGUUCGAUCUUGGUUUGGUUUUGGCCUGCCUCUGGUUACUGGGAUCAAACCCUACUUAACUCACGAGAAAGCCAACGCUGCCAUGUAUGCUUUGAAAGCCUUAAAAUAAAAGCAAUUCAAAUAAA